AACACGACAAGCAUCAUCUUCCAAACAUCUAGUGUCGCCUGCUGCAAUGGAGCUCCGACCACGACACUUGGCCUCUCCAAAGGUUGUUUUGAUCCCUUGGAUCCUAAUGGAAAUGUUACGAUUACUUACGAUAUUCGAACUUGGACGACUCGUGGAUACGUGGGGAGGGUCACUGUCCAAAACUACUAUCAGUUCCGACACGUGGAGAAGCCGGGUUGGAAGCUGGGGUGGACAUGGACAAGGGAUGAAGUCAUCUGGUCAAUGAGUGGAGCUUUUGCAACUGAACAAGGGAAUUGCUCGUUGUUUAAGUUUGACACUCCACAUUCCUGUGAAGAGAGCCCUGUCAUUCUUGAUCUCAUGCCGGAGGCAUCGCCCGAAAACCGAUCGGAGGGUUGCUGUCGCGGUGGGGUUCUUUCUGCUCGGGCUGUGGACCCUUCCAAGUCAUUCACUUCGUUUGAAAUUUCAGUUGGGAGUAUGGAUGAAGAUGGCCAUGAGCAACCACCGGCCAAUGUUACUCUCAUGGCGCCUGGUCUUGGUUACACUUGCAGCCCAUUUUUGGACGCUCAUCCAACCGUUUCUUCUGUCAUUGACGGCAAAAGACAAGUUCAGGUUUUUAGAACAUGGAAGUCAACAUGUACUUACUCCAUGUUUGUGGCGAACAAGACACCACUCUGUUGUGUCUCACUCUCAACAUUUUACAAUCCCUCCAUCACACCCUGCCCUACAUGCAGCUGUGGUUGCAGAAAAGCAAACAAAAGCUCUGUUCACUGUACAAGAGAAGAACACCCGUUGUCGACCACAAAUUCUUCUAACGAUCUCGCCGCAGUACAGUGCUCGGACCACAUGUGCCCGGUUCGGGUGCAUUGGCACGUUAUGACGAACUAUAUCGACCAUUGGAGAGUGAAACUCACAGUUUCCAACUACAACUACAACAGAAACUACUCAAACUGGAACAUCCUAGUACAGCAUCCAGGCUUCAAACAAUCAACAGAAGCAUUUAGUUUCAAUAGCUCACAACUUCCAUCCUUCAGAUUUGGAGGCGAGUUGGGUGUCUUUUGGGGCAUUGAGUAUUACAACACAGAGCUUGUGCAAUCCACUGAUAUCAAUGUGGGGCAUGUGACAACAGAGAUUGUUCUUGAAAAAGACUUAGAAUCAUUCACAUUAAGCAAUGGUUGGGCGCUUCCAAGAAGAGUUUAUUUCAAUGGAGAUUACUGUCAGAUGCCUUUACCAGACACCUUCCCAAUGCUACCAAAUGGGAGUUCUAAGCAAACCCUCUCCAUUCUCCUCCUCUUGUUGGCCUUUUUGUUUUGGUGAAGGCAUAGCUUGGGUUGAUUGGAAGGUUGGCUAUGCAUUGUAAAUGUUAAAAGAUCUCUCUUUCUUGCACGGGUUGCACGGGCUUCCUCUGCCAUCACCAUCCGACCUGUCUAGUGAGUUCUUGUAGAGUGGGUCGUGGAUUGUUAAAUAUUAUGGCAACCCAGAUGAGGCAUCAUCUUGUUCGGGCUAGUUAAAUAUUUAUACUCGAGAAAGAUAGAGUUGUACUAUUGACUGAUUAGACUGACUCUUUUA
This is a messenger RNA of Cucurbita moschata (crookneck pumpkin), 1566 nucleotides long. RefSeq names its product COBRA-like protein 1. The annotation marks the transcript as partial. The record is from RefSeq and is a predicted model, not a curated record. Gene Ontology annotation, biological process: cellulose microfibril organization; plant-type cell wall cellulose biosynthetic process. The transcript has 6 exons. Gene Ontology annotation, cellular component: plasma membrane. Lineage: Eukaryota; Viridiplantae; Streptophyta; Magnoliopsida; Cucurbitales; Cucurbitaceae.